Moneuplotes crassus is the source of this 2039-nucleotide messenger RNA. The record is from the annotation of a GenBank genome assembly. Lineage: Eukaryota; Ciliophora; Spirotrichea; Euplotida; Euplotidae.
UUGAUAAGUUCAACAAUGAAUAUUAAGCAAGGAUUACAAAAAUUCUUGAAUAAUUACUCAGGCAAGAAGAUUAUUGGGGAAGAAAUAAUCCCUUUCAAAGCUUUGGUAAUCGAAGUACUAGACCUCAUGAUUUCCGAUGGAGAGUACAAGAUCCCAGCGAUUUACUCAGAGGAAUGUAGGAAGGAGUUCAACACUAAAUUUGAGUACCUCAAGCUCUCAGAAUUAAGAAAUAUGAACAUCAUGGUUAACAAUUACGAAUACAUUCUGCAUGACCCUCAAGCUGGAGAUUGAGGGUCUUAUAAAGGCAUGAUAGUCAAGAUUGUCAUUCAUUCUAUAAAGCCCCUGCCAAAUGAAGCACCUUUAAAUAGCGCCGGAAAAGAUAUUUUACUUAAUAAGUUUGUGAAGGCGGGACUAGAGAAAUACAAAUACAAAAGAAUGCAAGGGAUCCUCAUGGCUUCUGAAAACACUGAUUACCCUAUGGAGGUCCAGGAGCAGUCUCAGAGCCAACAGAUGAGAAUUGAGGGUGAGCAGUCUAAAAUGUCUGGAAUAACCAGUAAUCUAUCAUCUUUAAUUGCCAUUUUUGACGACAAAAUGGAACUCUCACAUAAAAAGGAACAAACAGAGGUAUCUCAAAAUCAGAGUGAACUAAUCCAGUCUAUAUUUAACCUAAACACUGGGAAAUACCUUGAAGAUGAUUCUAAAGACCAAGGCCUGUUCCAUAGAGAUGCUCACCAGAAAGAGUUCACAUUCACAAGACUGAUCAACCUUCAGAGGCAAACUGAAGCCGAACUCUAUGCCAGACUGAAUGAAAAGUAUAUUCAAGAGAUGCAAAUUGAAGAUAAAAGACAGUGAAGAAUGAAGGAAGAGAGUCUAAAAUAUGAGAACAAGCAGAAAGCCCUCAAGUAUUCUCUUAAAGAUCUUGUGGUUCAAAGGAUAAAUAAAACUAUGAACAAGCCUAGUGAGAGUAAUGUUCAUCAGAGAGGCAAUAUUGAUCUCAAUAGCACCUUUGAGAUUAAGGAGGGGAUCAAGCAAGUUAUUGAGAAUGAAAUACUCAAAAGAAUGCAAGAUAGUGAUCAAGAGAGUGAUAAUGGCAGGCCACCAAUCCAACAUUCUAAGUCUAAAAAGGAACUCAAGAAUCACUCUCCUGAAGAGGUAGAGGAGACUGGCUCCUUACUUGCUAUCUCUGAAUUUAAGAGUUAUAUGGAGUGGUACUAUCUCAAAAAGCAUAACCAAGAGGAAAAUCAACCUCCUGAAGAAAGUACGAACUCUCUUGAUGCAAGUACUGUCUACAACACUGAUGCUAAGCCUUGUACAGGAAUUAAGAGUAUCAAAAAUGCUAAAAAUACACCGUAUGAGGUACAAAACUCUGAGAAUCUACAACAGAUAAGGACAAUGGGAAAUCCUGAAAAUUUUAUGAAAGAUCUAGAAAAUUCUUCCUUAAGAAACCAUCUUUCUGGAAUCAAAAGAAAUGCUACUUCUGAUGGUACGAAUCCUGAUAUUGUGGUUCAAGGCCACAAACGGAAAUGUAUGAAUGAAGAGUCUCAAAAUAAGCUCGCUCAGCUGUUCAGACAGAAACAACUCAGUAGGCAGAAUAGGAGUUUGGAUUUUCAAGAAGAAGGCUCAGAAGGAAGUGAAGUCCAACCGCCUCUUUCUGAAAUCAAAGCAGAAGCUAUUAAGCCAGAUACGAAGAAUUCUCACGAGAGCAGCCCUAGAGUCAUUAACUACUCUACUCUACUUAGAAAUGAGGAAGAUUUGCCAGAUAGUAGCAAUCCAGGAGGAUCUGCUCAUGAAGUGACUUCUUACAAUGUGAAUACUCCAAUGCGUUCUGAAAUUUCAAGUCAAGUUCUUAACUCUUCGAUGUACUCUAAAAUGGGAAAGGGAUCAACUAAGUCUUCCAAGUACUGUGGGAAAAGGAGAAACAUCGAACUCAAGAGAGACAAAAAGUGUCUUAAACAGAGCAUGCAUGAAAAAUUGGCUAAGUGCUUUUACUUCCAACCAUAAUUUUGAAUAUUCAAAUCUAUUUAGCCGCUCUCAAUAAA